AUGUCGCGUUGUCGGCAUGUCGGGAUGCGGCGCUGUCUGAGGCAGGGUGUGGGUAUGCAUCCACCGUUUCAAGUUGUGGGCGAGCGUAGAUGCAUGCACUCGAUACCAUGGCUGCAGCAGCAUAAUGCCAGCAUUCCUCCGGCUCCGACAAGCGCACGGAGCCGCCCGCUCGCGGCGGGAGAGCGGGUGUGCGUUGCUGGCGGGGGUGUGACGGCAUCGUGUCAUGUGGGGCGUGCGCGUGACACCGCCCCGGCCGCUUCUCUUCUCUUCUCCACACACGCCAUGUGGCUCGCCCUGGCCCUGCCGCUGGGGCCCUUAUAUACGGCCCUCGCGUGGGCGGAGCGGUUCCCCACCGCCAUGAAGCUCUCGCCCGCCGCUGCCGUCGCUGCUUCCGCUGCCGCUGUGCUCCCCGUUGCGUGGGGAGCGUGCCCGGAUUACACGAGCUAUUCCCAGAAAGCACAGGGCAACCCGUCCAGCGGCCCGCUCAAGCUGCCCUUCAUGCGGCCCAGCCCCGAAUGUAGGACGUUCAACAGCUCCGCCGUCGAGAAAGUCGUCGCGGACAUGACCGCGCGCCUGAAGGACCCCGAUAUCGCGCGCCUCUUCGAGAACACGUUCCCCAACACGCUCGACACGACUGUGCGGUACUACAACCCCACCCAAAACCUCGCGUUUAUCAUCACCGGUGACAUCACCGCCCAAUGGCUGCGCGACACGGCGAACCAGUUUGCGGUCUACUUCCCGCUGCUCGCCGCGGACAAGGACCUCGCGACACUCGUCCGCGCGGUGAUCCACAACGAGGCGCGCUACGUCGCCGAAUAUCCCUACUGCGGCUCGUUCCAGCCGCCCCCCGAGUCCGGUCUCGCGCCGUCCCAUAACGAUUGGGCGGAUGAUGUUACCGUGAACCCCCCGGUGAACAACCAGACGGUGUUCGAGUGCAAGUACGAGAUCGACUCGUUGUGCGGCUUCCUCAAGCUUUCGCGCGGAUACUAUGAUGCCACGAAGGACGGGUCGUUCAUGGACUCGCAAUGGUACGACGCGGUGGACCAGAUCUUCCGCGUGAUCAACGAGCAGUCGCAAGCCACAUUUGACGACAACUUCAACUGGAUUUCGUACUACAACUGGACGGGCCAACCGCGGGCGCUGCCACCGCAGGUCGCCAACCGUGGGAACGGCGAGCCCAAGGGGUACACCGGCAUGGUGGGCACGCACCACCGGCCCUCGGACGACCUCUCCACCUUCGCGUUCCUCACGCCCGCCAACGCGAUGCUCGCCGUCGAGCUCAACAACUUGGCCAGCAUCCUCAGCGCGUCGGGCCAGGCGAAGACCGCGCGCGGGCAGGGCAUUGCUAAGCAGGCAGGGACGUGGAGCAAGCGGACACGUGACGCGGUGUGGAAGCACACGCUGCUGAAUAAUGUCUUCGCGUACGAGACGAACGGGCUGGGUGCGCGAUAUGAGAUGGACGACGCGAACGUGCCGUCGCUGCUGUCGCUGCCGUACCUCGGCUUCCUCGAGCGUGAUGAUCCGGCGUAUGUGGCCACGCGGAAGAAGCUGCUCUCGCGCCAGAACCCGUACUACGCGGAGGGGAAGAGCUUCCGCGGCAUCGGCGGCCCGCACGUGGACGUCGUGCACCCCUGGCCCAUGUCCCAGAUCAGCGCCAUCUACGGCACGGACAGCGACACCGAGAUCCUCACCUCGCUGUACCUCAUCGCGAACAACACGGUGGGGCUCGGGCUGAUCCACGAGUCGCAGUCGGUCGUCGACCCGUCGCAGUACACGCGCCCGUGGUUCGCGUGGGCGAACAGCUACUUUGGCGAGAUGCUCCUCGACCUCGCGCGCCGCAAGCCGCACCUGAUAUUCAAGGACGGCAAGCCGUAUGUCCCCGGGCAGUGA
Mycena indigotica is the source of this 1890-nucleotide messenger RNA. RefSeq lists its product as uncharacterized. Lineage: Eukaryota; Fungi; Basidiomycota; Agaricomycetes; Agaricales; Mycenaceae. The record is from RefSeq and is a predicted model, not a curated record. Gene Ontology annotation, biological process: carbohydrate metabolic process. Bases 1 to 1890 code for a protein of 629 amino acids. The transcript is spliced from 9 exons.